AUGGCAACCCUGGUUUUAGAAGAUGGGACCACGUUCAAGGGCCGCCUUUUCGGGGCAAAUGCGUCAGUGUCUGGUGAAGUUGGUAAGUCGUAUUUUAUGAGGAGAAAUCUAAUUAGUGAGGUAGUUUCAAUGGAGUUAUGUCAUCAUUUAUACAGGUAUUCUGAUAGGUAACUACCUAUAUGUUACCCACAAAGUCAAAUUGUAUAGCUAAACGCAGCUCUAUUCUCCUAACACCCUUGCCGGUCUCUGCAUAUGACCCAUAACCUCUGACCCCUUCAUUUAGGCUUAUUUCGGGGGUGAAUAGAUGCAGUACGGCUACGACCGGAAGUGACUUUUCGUAGCAGGUUAGGAGAGCCUUUUAGCUAACCUUAACCUGCUACGAAAAGUCACUACUGGUCGUAGCAGUAUUCCACCUAAUCAGAACCCUAUUUCGGUCAGUGGAUUAACGCAACUCCGAGUUUGAACAACGUAUGAACAUGUUUCACCUAUAUUGUCCUUGCUGUACCGUGUCCCAUACAUUGUAAUUGAGAUGUAGCUAGCAUUAAUUUAGAUUGUAAGGUCUAUUUCUUUCAAUCCAUAUGUAAUAAUAAAUGGAGCACAGUGCACAUUUCCAAAGUUCCAGUUGCAUCACCUUAUUCAAAAAUGUGCCAAACCUGAUUUGAAGCACUUUUCACUAAUUUGCACUUUACUAUGAAAACUGAAAAGUUGACCUGAUUUAUUUUUUUCCAGUGUUCCAGACAGGCAUGGUUGGCUACCCAGAGGCCCUGACUGACCCGUCCUACACGUGUCAGAUCCUCACCCUCACCUACCCUCUGCAGGGCAACUAUGGUAUACCCCAGGAUGAGGAGGGCGACUUUGGACUCAGCAAGGUGGGGGGAGUUGGCUAGAUUCAACGUUUCACAGGAGCGUCCCAACAGAAAUAGUGGGUUGAGAAAAGUAUCUUGCCCUCAUUGACCCCAAGCACCUGUUUGAAUGUAAUGUUCUAUUAUUUUGUCCCUCAGUGGUUUGAGUCUUCUAAGAUCCACGCUGCAGCCCUCAUCGUAGGAGAGAUCUCCCAGAACCCCAGCCACUGGAGCUCAGCCAUGUCUCUGCACCAGUGGCUGAAAGAGCAGGGCAUCCCCGGCCUAGAGGGUCAGUAGAGUUAUCAUUCUAAACAUCCUAGUACUGUAUCAAAUGUUGUCUGAAUAUGUGUUUUGAUAUGUGCUGUCUACAGUAUAGCCUCUACAAUAGAGGUUGUAGUUAAUGUGCUUGCUGUGAUACUUUAGGAGUUGACACACGUUGUCUGACCAAGAAGAUCCGUGAGAAGGGAACAAUGCUGGGGAAGCUGGUUGUGGAUGGAACGCCUGAGGCCAACGUUCCAUUUGACAACCUUGACCAGAGGAACCUGGUCAAGGAGGUGUCCGUGAAGGUACGGUGUUGCUAUGUUUAAGCUUGAUCCUGUCACACUUUUCUAGUGUUACGAUCCUGAAACUUCCUCAAUGAAAUGCCAAUAGUUUUUUGUGGAUUACAUAACACUUAUCUGUAGCUUAACCCAUUGCAAGUCCGUGACAAGCCAAAUGUUUUCUCACCACAGUGGAUAGGCAGACGCUAUCUUUUUCUCAGGACUUAAGUGCCUUUUCUGUCUGUGUUGAACAGGAGCCCCGGGUGUUCAACCCCAGUGGUGCUGUCAGAAUCACAGCUGUAGACUGUGGCAUUAAGUACAACCAAAUCCGCUGCCUGUGUCAGAGAGGGGCCUGUGUCACCGUGGUGCCCUGGGAUCACCCACUGGACAGCACAGGUUAGUCACAGCUGGUUACUGCGCUGGGUUUCAUUUAAGAUUCAGAGAUUACUCCCUGAUCCCUUGUUUUGCCUCUUCUCUCCCCUGCCUUAAUCUUUACCUUGGUGCAUCUGACCUGCAAAGUUAGUUUCAGCCAUGAUAUCAUGAAGUUCUAUUGUAAGUGAAAUAGUUUGUAUUAUAAUAUUUAUUUUAGCUAUGCUGACAAAGUUGUGGUCCUUUUCAGAGUUUGAUGGGCUGUUCAUCAGCAACGGCCCUGGGGACCCCCAGUUCUGUAAGGAGACCAUAGACAAUGUAAGGAAGGUGGUGUGUGUGGACAAUCCCAAGCCUGUGUUUGGUAUCUGCCUGGGCCACCAGCUUCUCUCCCUCGUCAUCGGAGCAAAAACCUACAAAAUGAAGUUAGUACAGGGACAGGGCACUAAAUGGUUGUUGUGACUUGUGUCCGUCUCUUUCUGCCUCCUCAGGUCUUAAGUUCUGCUUACUGUCUUUGUUUGGUUUCAAAGAGGACAAAACCAGUGGUGCUGGCUGUUUUUGCUUUUGUUUGGCCCCCUCAGAUGUCAGUGCUUCCCAGGGCCCCUCUUUAUUUAUCUGGGAGCGUUCUGGUGUGAAAUGAGCUUUUCUGCUUAGCGCAGCAGUUUGGACACAGCGUAGUGCAUUGCUGAGGUGCUGGAAAGGCCUGGUUUGUUUUGGUAAGACUCCUGGGAUUGUUACUUUGUUAGCGUUCCGUUAGUCCCAAGGCCAGAUGAGAUGCCAGCUUCCUUUUGUCUGUCUGGAAUGCCAUGCAGUCAGUCGGUGGAAAGCUGAACAAUUUACAUGGUUUAUAGCACUGUGCAGGUGUCAAGUAAGGAUUCUGCAGGAGCACUAUGAAUCCGCAUCUGGAAUAGAGCUUAACCAGUCACGGCCAUUAAAAAAUAGAUUUAGACUAAAAACAGUUGUCUGUUUCAGGUAUGGGAACCGUGGCCAUAACCAGCCCUGUAUCCACAAGGGCACAGAUCGCUGUUUCAUCACAUCUCAGAACCAUGGUUUUGCUGUGGAUCCCCUGACCCUGCCACAGGGCUGGGAUGUGCUCUUCACCAACGCCAAUGACCAGACCAGUGAGGGCAUCGUGCACAACACCAAACACCUAUUCAGGUACCAUCUACCAAUGGGAACUCAUGUGCUGCUUCCAGCCUUUCAACUUGUUUAAAGGCCCAAUGCAGCUGUUUUUAUAUCAAAUAAUUUCUAGGUAAUACUUUAAGUACAUUAAAAUGGGGGGAAAAAUAGCUUUUGAGACAAACUAAUUCUCAAGCAAGAAUUUAGCUAGGACUGUCUGGGAGUGGUCUGAGUGAGGAGGGGAAAACUGUUAUUGGUCCAUUAACUAAUUUACCGCAUGGCGACGUCACCAUGGAAAAUCGAAACUCCUGCCCAUGCAGACCUGUUGAUUAGAAGGCCCUGUGUAUAUUGUAUUUUCAACCAGCAACUGUCAGGGAAUAACACUGAUCAAAUGUUUUCACACUUUUACAGUGUUGGUUUCAUCAGCUGACCCUCCCAAGAUACAGAAAGUUGAAAACCAGAUAUUGUUUUACCCAUGUCAUUCCAGUGUCCAGUUCCACCCAGAGCACAUGGCAGGCCCCACUGACCUGGUCAGUCUGUUUGAUGUGUUUCUGGACACGGUCAGAGACCACAAGGAGGGCAAGAGUGGCAAACCAGGUUAGACAUGCGUUCAUCUCAACUGUUCUUAGGACUCUAUACUACCUGUAGGUUAAAGUAACACCUCUCCCUUCCUGUAGUGAAGCAGAGACUGACAGAGCAUCUGACCUAUCCUGGGUCUACCAAUCCGGAGGAAUUUGUUCGGCCACGCAAAGUCCUAAUCCUGGGUUCUGGAGGCCUCUCCAUCGGACAGGCUGGGGAGUUUGAUUACUCUGGCUCUCAGGUGAGACACACUGCCAACCCCAGUGAAGACUCAACAGCAGGUGUCAUGAGCAGUAUAAUUGAAGUGUAUUUGAACUAAUCAGACACUCUUCUAUGUCCAACCCUCCCCCCAGGCCAUAAAAGCAUUGAAGGAGGAGAACAUUCAGACAGUGCUCAUCAACCCCAACAUCGCCACGGUUCAAACCUCCAAGGGUCUGGCUGACAAGGUUUACUUCCUGCCUCUCACCCCAGAGUACGUCACUCAGGUAAGGAAGGAGAUGCUAAUGGAAUGGCCACUGCUACCUGCGCCAUCCUCCAGUCACUCAUUUCUGAUCAGUGCUCAACAAGCAAAGCAUGUGUAUUACAUCUCUCAGGUACUCAGAACUGAUAAAAGAUCAGUAGGGUUGACCUACGGUUGAUAUUCAUUCAAUGAGUGAGAACUGACCCUCUGCCCUAUUUCCCCUGUCCAGGUGAUAAAGAAUGAGCGUCCAGACGGGGUCCUCCUGACCUUCGGGGGGCAGACUGCUCUAAACUGCGGGGUGCAGCUGACCAAGAGGGGGGUCCUGGAGAAGUAUGCUGUGCGUGUGCUGGGGACGCCAGUGGCCUCCAUCGAGAUGACUGAGGACAGGAAGAUCUUUGUGGAGAAGAUGGAGGAGAUCAAUGAACACGUAGCGCCCAGCGAGGCCGCUCUGUCUGUGGAGCAGGUAAGGAGAAUGGCUUGGGACAAAUAUCACACACACACUCUCCUUCUCACACACACAUUGACCCAUACUGAUUGUCACUUUAUGUGUUGAUUGGAAUCAUCCUGUUAAUCUGUUUGACUGUGGGCUUUUGCUUUUUGUGGUGUAUUUUUAUGUGGUCUCUUCUUUUCUGUGUGUUCUAGGCGGUGGCGGCUGCAGAGCGUAUUGGCUACCCAGUCAUGGUGCGCUCGGCCUUUGCCCUUGGCGGAUUGGGCUCUGGCUUUGCCAACAACAGGGAGGAGUUGACCUCUCUGGUGACAUCUGCCUUCGCCCACACUUCCCAGGUCCUAGUGGACAAGUCCCUGAAGGGCUGGAAAGAGAUUGAGUAUGAGGUGGUCAGAGACGCCUACGACAACUGUAUCACCGUAAGUAGAGGGACGUCACUGUGCAUGUAUUUGUUACUAUGUACAGGUAACUGCCAAAAUAAAGGAAACGCCAACAUAAAGUGUCUUAAUAGCCAGAACAGCUUCAAUACGCCUUUGCGUAGAUUCUGGAACUCUAUUGGAGGGAUGCGACACCAUUCUCCCACAAGAAAUUCCAUCAUUUGGUGUUUUGUUGAUGGAUGUGUAAAACGCUGUCUCAGGCGCCAAUCCAGAAUCUCUCAUAAGUGUUCAAUUGGGUUGAGAUCUGGUGACUGAGACGGCCAUGGCAUAUGGUUUACAUCGUUUUCAUGCUCAUCAAACCAUCCAGGGACCACUCGUGCCCUGUGGAUGGGGGCAUUGUCAUCCUAUCGGGGCAUAGCCAUGGUAGGCCAAAAAAUGGCCUGCCCAGCAUUUUUAUACGUGACCCUAAGCAUGAUGGGAUGUUAAUUGCUUAAUUAACUCAUGAAUCACACCUGUGUGGAAGCACCAGCUUUUAAUAUACUUUGUGUCCCUCAUUUACUCAAGUGUUUCUGUUAUUUUGGCAGCUACCUGUAUAUUUGUUACUAUGUACGUUUUAUGUUAUUAUGCAUUUGACUGUUAUAUACGUUUAUACGUCAUUAUUUGUUUAAGCGUGAAGAUUCCUUUAUCAAGCAAGAUGGAAUGUUAUUAAAGUGUUGAGUUUUUCUAUCCUGUAGGUAUGUAACAUGGAGAACAUUGACCCUCUGGGUAUCCACACCGGGGAGUCCAUCGUGGUGGCGCCCAGUCAGACGCUCAACGACUAUGAGUACAACAUGUUGAGGAACACCGCCAUAAAGGUCAUCAGACACCUAGGCAUCGUGGGAGAGUGUAACAUCCAGUACGCCCUCAACCCUGAGUCUGAACAGGUAAUGGCCCGUACUGACAUUUAUAGUUUAUACUAGUGUUAACCCUCAGAAACAUCAGUGUUACCCCUAAAUUGUGUCCACCACUGCAAAUAAAAUGUAUAUUUAGGGAUGUUUCAAUGUUUUCAGUGUGAACUUAGACGACUAAAACCAGAUAAAGUAUGUAGAAAAGAUAAUGGAGCGAUAUAUUUUUAAUUAAGAUCAUCUUUGAGAACUAACAAUCACCUAAAUAAAAGCUAGACAGUCAGGGAGAAUCUAAAAUGGCAUGGGGCCCUCAUUUGAUUUUAGUUCUAAUUGAGUUACUCCGAUGGCAUAAGAAACAGCAUAAGCAUGGCAAAAUGGGUAGACUUUCAGGAAAUUAGCUUUACCACCAACAUUUAGUCUCUGCAGCCAAGAGGAGGGCCUCUAAAACCGCGCCAUUUUUUAUUUAACGAGGCAUGUCAGUUAAGAACAAAUUCUUAUUUACAAUAACGGCCUACUUGUAAAGCCCUCGCCUAACCCGGACGACGCUGGGCCAAUUGUGCGCCGCCCUAUGGGACUCCCGAUCACGGCCAGUUGUGAUACAGCCCUGGAAUCGAACCCGUGUCUGUAGUGACGCCUCUAGCACCGCUGCGCCACUUGGGAGACAUGCCCCCCCCCCCCCCCCCCUAACUUUGCCACUGCUGAAAAAGUAUUGGGGGAAACGCCAAACAUGUUCUGAUAUUUUUUAAAUGUUUAUACUGUAUAGCAAUCUAAAUGGGUGUUUCUGGGCUGCAGUACUACAUCAUUGAGGUGAAUGCCCGUCUAUCUCGGAGCUCAGCUCUGGCCAGUAAAGCUACAGGAUAUCCCCUGGCCUACGUGGCCGCCAAGCUGGGUCUGGGCAUCCCGCUACCUGUCCUCAAGUGAGUUUAUUCACGUUUUGUGGCCUGAAGUCAGGUUAAGAAUUUAAUUUUGGCAUUGAUCUACUAAUACCAUGGUUCUAACAGGUAAUGUUUCUGUUAUUAUCCAGGAACUCUGUGACCAACCAGACCACGGCUAACUUUGAGCCCAGUCUUGACUACUGUGUGGUGAAGGUCCCUCGCUGGGAUCUCAGCAAGUUCCUGCGCGUCAGCACCAAGAUAGGCAGCUCCAUGAAGAGCGUGGGUAAGAGGACAAGCACUUUUGAUUAAUGAUCUCAUUUGGGAGCAGCAGAGUGCCUUAUCUGCCUUCUAUCUGUAGGGGCAGGUGAUUCUACCACUCGGUUGCAUUGCAAGUUCACACAAUAGGAGUUGGUUGAUAGUUGGUUAACACAGUUUUUGUCUGUGACCUUUGUAGGAGAAGUGAUGGCCAUCGGCCGCAGCUUUGAGGAGGCCUUCCAGAAGGCUCUGCGGAUGGUGGAUGAGAACUGUGUGGGCUUUGACCACACCAUCAAACCAGUGUCUGACGAGGUAAGCUCACGCACCUUUUUUACCUGUCUUUUUCCUCUUGGCUGUUCUGACAUGACUCUGUCCUGUGGUCUUACAGGAGCUGCAGACCCCGACAGACAAGCGUAUCUUUGUUCUGGCGGCUGCUCUCAGGGCAGGUUAUACAGUGGACCGCCUUUACGACCUGACCAAGAUCGACCGCUGGUUCCUUCACAAAAUGAAGAACAUCGCGGACCAUGAGAAGGUGCUGGAGUCGUACAACCAGGACGAGAGCACCAUGCCUCUGGGGGUGAUGAGGAAAGCCAAGCAGCUGGGCUUCUCAGACAAACAGAUCGCCCUGGCUGUGCAGAGGUACAGGACUGUGAUACUCCUGAGAAUGGUAGCCUGUUGUUCACGUGUUUCAAAACAUCAUUAAAAGUUGAGGCUGGUACAUGAAAAACAUACAGAAUAAAUUAGAGAUUCUUCAGUGACGAUACGAUGACGAGUCGGAAUGGGACGCAGUCUGUCUGUUAUGUUUUGUGUCUCAGGGUUCAGUUCCGCAGAGCAGUGUGUCCUUUCGUUAAAGACUUUGAGGCAUUUGUCUGGGAUAAAAAAACUGACUUGGUUUGAAAUGUGAGUUUAUUUUUAUGAACUUGUCUGAGCUCUGACCUUUGAACCUAUGUCUCACUCCAGCACGGAGCUGGCGGUGAGGAAGCUGCGUCGUGAUUGGAGCAUCCUGCCAGUGGUGAAGCAGAUCGACACGGUGGCGGCGGAGUGGCCUGCCCACACCAACUACCUGUACCUGACCUAUAAUGGUACGGAGAGCGACCUGGGCUUUGGAGAUCCCCAUGUCAUAGUAAUCGGCUCCGGGGUUUACCGCAUCGGCAGCAGUGUGGAGUUUGACUGGUGCGCUGUGGGCUGCAUCAUGGAACUCAGGAAGGUAAGACAAUUUCUACUUUGCGCAGAAUAGCUCUCAUUUAUUAGAAGAAUGUUGAAGAACAAAAGCUGAUAUUGUCAUGAUUUGCUGUGUUUCCCCUUUUUUAGAUGGGCUAUAAAACUAUCAUGGUGAACUAUAACCCAGAGACUGUCAGCACAGACUAUGACAUGUGCGACCGGCUCUACUUCGAUGAGAUCUCCUUUGAGGUAAGAAUGCUCGACUCUGAUGGCAUAGUCCCAACACAUUUUAUUUCAAAAAAAUUAUUUUGUAGUUUUUAUCAUACAAUAAUCAACAUUCAAAGGUCCUAACUUACUUGAUCUAAUGCUUUUAUCACAUGAGCAAAGGGCCUCACCCCCUCGCCAUCAAACUCUGUUUAAUGCAUGGUAUGUUGCCAUGACCAUAAAGCUCCAUUGUCGCCUCCCUUCCUCCAGGUUGUGAUGGACAUCUAUGAGAUGGAGAACCCAGAGGGAGUGAUCCUGUCCAUGGGGGGCCAGCUGCCCAACAACAUCGCCAUGUCCCUCCACAGGCAGCAGUGUCGUAUAUUGGGCACCUCCCCGGAGUUCAUCGAUUCUGCUGAGAACAGGUUCAAGUUCUCCCGCAUGCUGGACACCAUCGGCAUCAGCCAGCCCCUGUGGAAGGAACUCACUGAGAUUGAGGUCAGCACAGAACAGGGGUUCUAAUCCAUAUUCAUUUCAAACCAGUAAUAGAGGUUAUAGGUCUUGGUUGCAGAUGAGUCAAUCUCAAAUUGGAAAGAAAUUGUGAAAUUUACAGUGCCUUCAGAAAGUAUUCAUACCCCUUGACUUAUUCCACAUUUUGUUGUGUUACAGCCUCAAUUAAAAAUCAAUUGAAUAAUUGUUUUUUCUCCUUGCCCAUCUACACACAAUACCCCAUAACGACAAAGUAAAAACAUGUUUUUAUAAAUGUUUGCAAGUGUAUUGAAAAUGAAAUACAGAAAUCUAAUUAACAUAAAUAUUCACACCCCUGAGUCGAUACAUGUUAGAAUCACAUUUGGCAGCGAUUACAGCUGUGUCUCUUUCUGGGUAAGUCUCUUAAGAGCUUUGCACACCUAGAUUGUACAAUAUUUGCACAUUAUUAUUAAUUUUUUUAUUCUUCAUGCUCUGUCAAGUUGGUUGUUGGUAAAUUCUAGAUAGUCCAUUUUCAAGCUCUUGGCUCUACUGGAUUUUAUUUUGCUACAAACGUCCCUAGUCUUCCGGAUAGAACCCAGAACUUUGACUAGCCACAACCUCUUAACACAUAAGUACCUGGUCACCUGUAAUUGUGUGGAUUUGCCUCAACUAUGUGUUUUGUUUUCAGAAUAUAGUAUUUUUUUUCUUGUCAUAAUUUUUGCAGUUUUACUUUAGUGCCUUAUUGCAAGCAGGGUGCAUGUUUUGGAAUAUUUUUUAUGAGUCCAUGCAACAUAUUAUGUGACUUGUUAAGCACAUUUUAUUUUCUACUGUAUUUAUUUAGGCUUGCCAUAACAAAGGUGUUGAGUACUGAUUUGACUUCAGACGUUUCAGAUUUUCAUUUUUAAGUUGUAAAAAUGUCUAAACACAAUUCCACUUUCGUGUGUAGGUCAGUGACACAAAAGCUACAUUUAAUACAUUUUAACUUCAGGCUGUAACACAACAAAAUGUGGAAAAAGUCAAGGGGUAUGAAUACUUUCUGAAGGCACUGUAUGUUAUAUUGUAUCCUCCUCCCCAGUCAGCCAUGAAGUUCUGUGAGACUGUGGGCUACCCCUGCCUGGUGCGUCCCUCCUACGUGCUGAGUGGAGCGGCCAUGAACGUGGCGUACACAGACAGCGACCUGGAGAAGUACCUUAGCAGCGCUGUGGCCGUGUCCAAGGAAUACCCCGUGGUCAUCUCCAAGUUCAUCCAGGAGGCCAAGGUACGACUGGGGAAAUUCUUUACUACAUAGAUUUCAAAGUCUUUAUUUUCAAUUUGCAAAAAAGUGGACUAUCCCUUUUAAAUAUCCAUGAUGGCUCCUUUAGUCAACUCUAGUCUGGACCUGACUGGCGUCUCUCUUUGUUCCAGGAGAUAGAUGUGGACGCGGUGGCGUGCGACGGCGUGGUGAUGGCCAUCGCCGUGUCGGAGCAUGUGGAGAACGCCGGGGUGCACUCUGGGGACGCCACCCUGGUCACCCCCCCCCAGGACAUCAACCAGAAGACCAUGGAGCGUAUUAAGAUGAUUGUCCAUGCCAUUGGACAGGAACUGCAGGUCACUGGGCCCUUCAACCUGCAACUCAUCGCUAAGGUAAAGUCUAAAGGAAAACAUUUUUUUGGGGGGGGGGUUUCAAAUCAGAGAUUGACAACCAAUAACAUGCCAAACAGAUAAUCACCCACAACCAUAAAAUCAAGUGUGUUUCUGUUCCCUGCGGGAUUUCCAAUGGCUGUUCUGUUGCCUUUAAUUGCAACGAGUGUGUUUCCUGGACAGGAUGACCAGCUGAAGGUGAUCGAGUGCAACGUCCGAGUCUCCCGCUCCUUCCCGUUCGUCUCAAAAACUCUGGGAGUGGAUCUGGUCGCCCUGGCAACGCGCGUCAUCAUGGGAGAUAAGAUGGAGCCCGUGGGCCUGAUGAAAGGAGUGGGCAUCGUGGGCGUCAAGGUAACCCAACUGACGAGUUCACAACAACUGUAAAAUACUCCAGUUUAAUUAUUGUUUCACCGAUCAUAUACCAACUUCCAUUUGUUUGAAUGCAUGUCUCUCAGGUCCCCCAGUUUUCGUUCUCUCGUCUGGCCGGGGCUGAUGUGGUGCUGGGGGUAGAGAUGACCAGUACUGGGGAGGUGGCCUGCUUUGGAGAGAACAGAUAUGAGGCCUAUCUGAAGGCCAUGCUCAGCACAGGCUUCAAGAUCCCCAAGAAGAACAUUCUGCUCUCAAUUGGCAGUUACAAGGUACACUAACCUGACUAUAAUACAAUGAGCUAAACAUUUUCAUGGUAAUUCAUUUUGAGGCCAGCGGUACAUAAAUGUUCAUUGUAUCUUUGCAGAACAAGAGUGAGCUGCUGCCUACUGUUCAGGCUCUGGAGAGUCUGGGCUAUGAUCUGUAUGCCAGCCUGGGGACCGCUGACUUCUACACUGAGCAUGGAGUCAAGGUACAUCACAUCUAGUCUGAGUGGGCUCUUCUCAACAGAAUAGUUUCCAGAAUGAGCAAUUUUCAAUUCACAACGUUAUUUUCAAUUUACUUCCUUAAUUUGACUGAAUUGAAAAUGGAACCCCCCCCUGUUAUGUUCGGUCUCUUUCAGGUGAUGGCGGUGGACUGGCCAUUUGGGGAGGAGGAGAGCGACUGCCCCAACAAGGACAAGCAGAGGAACAUUUUGGAAUACCUGGAGGACCACCACUUUGACAUGGUUAUCAACCUCUCUAUGAGGAACUCCGGAGGCCGACGCCUUUCCUCCUUCGUCACCAAGGGUUACCGCACCCGCCGCAUGGCCAUCGACUACUCCGUGCCCCUCAUCAUUGACAUAAAGUGCACCAAGCUGUUUGUCCAGGUAGGUUAGUUAGGGGGCUAUGAUGGGAUGUUAGCCACUGCUGAUGUUUGACCUAGCUAUGUUGGUUCUACAUUGAUUGCUGACUAUCCUGAUUGAAGUGUAUGCUCCUAUAAUUGUAGGCGCUGCGUCUGGUUGGCUGCUUCCCGCCUGUCAAGACUCACGUGGACUGUAUGACGUCACAGAAGUUGAUUCGCCUGCCUGGUAAGCAGUAAGCACCAUCGGCUUGGGCUGUGUUCAAAAGUAAAGGCUGUUAACUUCAAAUACAAGCCCCCUGCUAUCUUCCUGUAUUUGGACAAUAGAUGAUAGCUCCUUCUGUCAACCUGUGGAACUGCAGUGUUUCUGAAUAGUACUCAUCGAGUCCCCUCUCCCUGUCCCCCCCCCGUGACAGGUCUGAUAGAUGUACACGUCCACCUGCGGGAGCCGGGUGCCACCCACAAGGAGGACUUCUCCUCGGGCACAGCGGCUGCCCUGGCAGGGGGCGUCACCAUGGUGUGUGCCAUGCCCAACACGGCACCUGCCAUAAUCGACCCCAGCUCCUUCGCCAUGUUCCAGAAGGUAAUGAGAGAAUACAUAGUCAUUAAGACAAUUACCACUGGAUAUUUGAAUUAGUCUGUUCCAAACAUUAAAUAAUGCCUGUUUUAUAAAAUGGGCUUAAUCAGUACCUGAAGGUUUACUCAUGCACUGUUGAUCUUAAUGUUUUGUCCCUGUCGUCUCAGCUUGCCAAGGCAGGGUGUCGCUGUGACUAUGCUCUUUACGUCGGGGCGGCUUCAGACAACUCCACCAUCUUGCCCUCCAUCGCUAACUCCGCCGCAGGGCUGAAGAUGUAUCUGAACGACACCUACUCCACUCUGAAGAUGGACAACGUCUCAAUGUGGAUGGAGGUAGGUAUCAACUGACUGAAUGAGGUCGUUGAAAUAUAUCUUUCACAUUGAUUUGUUGAUCUGACCAAUUGCCCUUUCUCUUUGUGUGAACUAGCACUUUGAGAAGUGGCCCAAGCACCUGCCAAUCGUGGCUCACGCAGAGAAGCAGACUGUGGCAGCCAUCUUGAUGGUUGCCCAGCUGUUCCAGAGAGCUGUUCAUAUCUGCCAUGUGGCCAAGAAGGAGGAGGUAAGAUGGCCGCCUGGAACAUCACAUACAGACAUAGCACUGCUUUGCCUUUAUGUGUUGCCCGUUCGUUGUCUCCAGAGUGAAAUUAGGUGUCAACCGAGGCAUACAGAAACCUUGUAGUUGUCUUUUUUUUGGAAGGAGUCCUCACCGAUUGCUUUCAUUAAGAUCAACUGCAAGAACACACAAAAUCUAACAAAUUAGCUUUGAGCCAUUGAAAUGAUUCAUUUUAAGACAAACAACAUCAGAACACAUACAAUACAUUUGGUGAGUAAUGUUUGGCAUCUAUUCCACCCUUCUCCCAGAUCAUGGUCAUCCGCGCGGCCAAGCAGAAUGGCAUCCAGGUGACAUGUGAGGUGGCGCCCCACCACCUCUUCCUGUGUGAGGAGAACGUGGCGGACAUUGGGGAAGGCCGGGCACAGGUACGCCCCAUGCUGGGCACCCGGGAGGACAUGGAGGCCCUCUGGGAACAACUGGACAUCAUUGACUGCUUCGCAACUGACCACGGUAAGCAGGGCUGCACCAUCAAUCACAUUUUCAGCUAAACUGACUUGCAAUAUCCAUAUUGCAAGAUCCAUGCAAUAUUUUUUUAACACACGUUUUUAUAGUUUACUUCAUUUGUCGUAUCUGCCGCCCUGCGCCUUCUAUCUACAAACACAAAGCCCCGCCCCCUGUUACUCAAGCAGGCAGCACAGUUCCUUCGUGCUAUAGAGCUCGCCAGCUUGUUGUCCUAAACUUAAAUAACUUACCUCUGGUUCGUUCAGCCAUUGCUAGGGGCAAAAUGAAUGGGGAGAGAAUAGGGUUUUGGAAUAAAUGCUGAAAAUAAGGUCUGAGGUUAACACAGGCUUAGGAGAUAGUGUACGUUUUGUUCUAUGAGAUAAUAUUAGACCGUUAACAUGACUUUUAUGAAUUAUGAAGCCUUUAUGUGUUAUCUCCAUAGAUCAAAACGUAUAAGAUCUCCUAAGCCUGUGUUUACCACAGACCGUAUUCUUGACGUUUAUCCAAAAUCCCUAUAAAAACUCCAUACUUUUUUCCAUAGGCUUUGUUCAACGAACCAUGGCGGAGUUAGUGCCUACAAUUAGAUUCACUCUAAUCUGCAGGCUGUUCUAGCUAGGUCAAUUCAUGCAGUCAAAAGAUUUUAUCUAAACAAGAACAAUGCUGCUUUCCACUUUGCUUCUUUAUAUAAAUACACAUGUUUUCGGUAUUAUACUAUUAGUUUGUGUAGCUCUUUAGCUCUCUGCAAAACACUAGUUAGUCUCGGCAAGCUGCUUAUGUACCUACCACAGAAAGCUGCUGAGGGGAGGAUGGCUCAUAAUAAUGGCUGUUUAAAAAAAGAUGAGUAUUGAGUGUUGCCAUACUGAUAAUAUUUGUGUGUUUUGGCUAACUAACAGCCCCCCAUUCAGUGGAGGAGAAGAAUUCAGAGAAGCCCCCCCCAGGUUACCCCGGCCUGGAGACCAUGCUGCCCCUUCUCCUCACCGCAGUCAGCGAUGGGCGCCUCACCAUCGACGAUAUCAUCAAGCGCCUGUAUGACAACCCCCGCAAAAUUUUCUCCCUGCCCGCACAGGACAACACCUAUGUAGAGGUAGCUAUAGACACAAGCCAAUGAGAGUUUUUAACCAUGUAAAAUGGGCAACAUGGCAAGGAUUUAUAUACUUGGGUUACCAUGUUGAAAUACAAAGUGGGAUUGAAAAGAGACUCAAUGUUUUGGCUUUUCAACAACAUUCUUGACCUGCUGUCUCCCACCAGGUGGACAUGGAGCAGGAGUGGGUCAUCCCCAAACACAUGCAGUUCACCAAGUCCAAGUGGACGCCCUUUGAAGGCAUGAAGGUGAAAGGCAAGGUCCGCAGAGUGGUGCUCAGAGGAGAGGUGGCCUACAUCGACGGACAGGUGCUGGUCCCUCCUGGCUAUGGGGAGGAUGUGAAGACUUGGCCUGCACCCAUCCCCAUCCUCCAGCCCCCUGAGCCAGUGAAAGAAGUCCCAAAGGUACAGUCCCACCCAUUUCAGUUCCGCACAUUCACAUUCGUGUGCUACUAUUUAACCGACAGUAAUAUGUGCUUAUGUACCAUACUAGCAAGCAUUGGCCGUGGCGCUAACUAAGGCUGUUGUGUGGCAGACCCCAGAGCACCCCCGGCUGACCCCUCCGUGUGAGGGCAUCCGUACAUGCGCCCCGAGCCCUCGCCGUUCCACUGGGGAUGGCCGCUACAUGCUCCCGCCCCGCGUUCAUAGGUCCUCCGACCCAGGCAUACCCCCAGGUACUACAGCCUCAAUGUUUUGUCUUUCCUAACUGAGCUCUUGCUUGUUGUGGCAAAGUGCUGUGUGAAUGUCAGUUUCAAUAAAUAGGAUAUUCACUGUCCAUCUACAGGUUUUUUUGUUCUUUUUUUUUUGGAAUGUACACAAAAUGGUGCUUGGAUGUCAUUGGUAAACUUUUAGCCUAUAUCUAUGAACCCACUGAUCAUGUGAUUUCAGCACACAGUAUAUUAAGCGUUUGCUGAGAAAGCGAAAAUCGUAUAACGAGAGAUUCCACUGUCUCUACUGUAGGCUGCAUGGUCAUCAUGACAGAUUGAUUGGCUCCUAAGAGAAGGAGUACAUUUGCUGAUUAAAUGAGAUGUCUAAAUCUAGUGCUCCACCUAUAGUUCUGAUGCUUAAGACCUGGGGCUGUACUUUAUCGAUCCAUACAAGUGUAUUGUUGAGAUGGGAAUGAAGGAAUUAAAAGCCUUUUAUUUUGGUUGGCCAUUUGCUAUGCUCUUCACCCAUUACUAAGACUGUUCGAUCACAGCCCCUAUCAAAUCAUUUCAGUGUGAAAUUACUGAUGGAAGUUGUUUAAUGUUUGACUCUCACAUUUAUUAAGAUUCACGGUCUUUGUAAGAAACGAUGGAUGAAAUGACGCUCAAUGCCAUAUCAAUUUCAAAUGUAUUUAUAACCCAGUUAUAUUAGCGUUGAAUAUGUCAGUAUACUGGCUAUAAUAUUGUCUAAAUACCAUCGUUUUUUAAAUAAUCUCUAACACUUGUGUUCUAACUUUUUGUCAUGAUAUUCUAAGCAGCUGAAGAUUCAAGGGAGAGAGCAUUAGAAGAAGGUUUAAGAGAAGGUUUGAAGCUUGAUGUAGCUCAGCUCAGCUGUUACGCCUAAUACUAACAUAUUUCCUAACUCUGCUAUCGUUCAGGCUGUUUGGCGUAAUAUUCUGGCAAAACCUUUCAAUGGAGUUAUACUGGUAGUCGCUGGUAGUUGCUUUGAACACCUGUAUUUCAUGGAAUACUUGUUGUAGAGAUACUAGAAAAGGUUGCAUUCCUUCUCAUUAGUUGCUGCACUAUCCAUGUCGCUUUGCUCUGAACCGACUGCUUUCCUAACACUUGGAUCGCUUUGAAAGAAAAAGCGACAAACUUUAUUUGAAAUAUAGUGUAAUUUCAGGUGUUUGUCGUGUUUCAUCCUCAGGAAAUAGAAAAGAUUGCAAUCAUUUUAAGAGACUUUGCUAAACGAAUUAAUAUUAACACAUAUGUUAGAUUUCUCCUUUGGUAUUUGAAGCGUUUGGUGUUUCUGUCUCCAGAGAUGGCCCCUGCAGCUGGGGACAGCUACAGCCAUCCCCCUCCCCUGGCCAGGAUCCUGUCCCCCCGGGCUGAGGUAGUGGCAGGGCAGACCCUGGCCCACCUCCAGACCUCCCCCCUGCUGCACCCCCUAGUGGGACAACACGUCCUCUCUGUCAGGCAGUUCAGCAAGGAACAGGUACUCUACACCAGUGUUUCCCAACCCUGGUCCUCGAGUACUCCCAACAGUACACAUUUUUACUGUAACCUGAUUCAACUUGUCAACUAAUCAUCAAGCCCUCAAUGAGUUGAAUGAGGUGUGUUUGUCAAGUGCUACAACGAAACUGUGUGCUGUUGGGGGUGCUGGAGGACCAGGGUUGGGAAACACUGCUCUAAACACACAGCCAGGGACAUUUUUUUCUAAAUUACUUUUAAAUUAUUUUUAUAUCUUCUAACUCUUUAUUUCAGAUCUCUCACAUGUUUAACGUGGCCCAUACUCUUCGCCUGAUGGUUCAGAAAGAGAGAAGCCUGGAUAUCCUGAAGGUAAGAGUUCUCUUUCCCUUUUGUUUAAAACUCAGAUUAAUCUAAAGAACAACAGUGUCUGGGAAUUACUGCAAUCUGUGAUUUGUCACUGUAUAAAUUGCAGGAGAGAAGCUCGUUUCAGAGUAGCCGGUCAGGCCAUUCCAUUAAGCCCAGUGUUGAGUCAUCCAGGGUUUGAGUAAUCUGCAGGACCUCAGGAGGCAGCAUGGUUCUUCCUGGUUCUUAACUCUUCUCCUAUUUCUGGAGUGAGAUGAGCCCCAUCGUCCUUCAGCAUAAACGUACAGGAGCAGGUGUGCUGUAUAAAAUAUCAAAACAACUACCGGAAAUGACUACUCACAUCGGAGUUGAUGACAUCACCUGAUCCAGAAUAGAAUACAAGCAACACCUGCCACCUGUUUGCAUCUAUGCCUAAAGAUCUCAUAAAACGAGUUAUCUGAAUUUCUCAAGGUGUGCCACUCGAUCAGUAAAUCUGUUGUAAAAAUAUAAACGCAACAAUUUCUACGAUUUUACUGAGUUACAGUUCAUAUAAGGAAAUCAGUAAAUUUAAAUAAAUUAGGCCCUAAUCUAUGGAUUUCACAUGACUUGGCAGGGGUGUGGGCCUGGGGACCCACUGGGGAGCCAGGCCCAGCCAAUCAGAAUGAGCUUUUCCCCACAAAAGGGCUAUAUUACAGACAGAAAUACUCCUCAGCACUAAAGCAUUAAAGUGGAUUUUUAUUGUCCCCAGCACAAGGUGCACCUGUGUAAUGAUCAUGCUGUUUAAUCAGCUUCUUGAUAUGCCACACCUGUCAGGUGGAUGGAUUAUCUUGGCAAAGGAGAAAUGCUCACUAACAGGGAUGUAAAUAAAUGUGUCAACUUUGAGAGAAAUAAGCUUUUUGUGUGUCUGGAAAAUGUCUGGCCUUUAUUAUUUCAGCUCAUGAAACAUGAAACAUGGGACCAACACUUUACAUGUUGCGUUUAGUUCAGUGUAGAAAUGCCCCAAUGAAUGCUGUGCUCAGAGAGAUAGAUAUGUUGUACACUAGUCUGUAUUAUUUGUCUUAGACCCCUGUGUGUUGCUCUCUCAGGGUAAGGUGAUGGCGUCCAUGUUCUACGAGGUCAGCACGCGCACCAGCAGUUCAUUUGCGGCCGCCAUGCAGCGUUUGGGCGGCUCCGUGGUCCAUUUCUGUGAGGCAACCUCCUCGUCGCAGAAGGGCGAGUCUCUGGCCGACUCGGUCCAGACCAUGAGCUGCUACGCUGACGUCCUGGUGCUGCGACACCCCAUGCCAGGGGCCGUAGAGGUGAGCAGGGUGUCGAUACAACGUGUUACAACUACAUUGAAAACUUAAGGUCAUGUUCAUUGAGGCAAGAUAUUCUGAGAAAACACUUUGAAAAAGAAGUGGUACCACCUUAACACUGACCGCAACCCUUGUUAUCAGUUAUUGAGUGAGAAGAUGUACUUGCUCAGCUGUAUCUGACACAUUUAUUUCCACCUGUAGUCUGCAGCGAGGCACUGCCGGAAGCCAGUGAUCAACGCUGGGGAUGGGGUCGGGGAGCACCCUACUCAGGCCCUGCUGGAUGUGUUCACCAUCAGAGAGGAGCUGGGCACGGUCAACGGCAUGACGGUGAGACCUCAGCGCACCCAUCUCCCCUUUAGGGAUGGUGGUCAUGUCUUUGCAACAGUACUAGUGCUAAUACUAAUUUAGAAGUGUAAACGGCGGCGUAAAGUUUUUCUUACAGUAAUGCAAACAGAAAGCUGUAAGAUCUGGAACCAGACUGUGUACGUUGUGAUGGCAACCUGCCUUUUAAGUUAACAUAGCCAAUGCCCAAUGGCCCUCCAGUCUUCAUCCAGGUGUCCUGACUUUUGUCUCUCUCGACGUCUGUAGAUCACCAUGGUAGGGGACCUGAAGCAUGGCCGCACAGUGCAUUCCCUGGCCAGGCUGCUCACCCAGUACAGGAUCACUCUGCGCUACGUCGCCCCAAAGAACCUCCACAUGCCCUCCGAGAUCAUUGACUUUGUGGCCUCCAAAGGCAUCAAGCAGGUGGGUGGAUCACAUAGGCUGUUUGUGGUAAAGCUGAUGGCUCUGUAUAUAAAUCUCAAUGGCACUGCUGCUGGUAUGUAGGUGUCCUUUACACAUGGUAUGCACUACAUAAAGCACUAAACUACUGUAUGUAUAAAGCACUAAACUACUGUAUGUAUAAAGCACUAAACUACUGUAUGUCCUUGUGACUGCAGGAAGAGUUUGAGAGCAUCGAGGAGGCCCUGCCUGACACUGACGUCCUCUACAUGACCAGGAUCCAGAAGGAGAGGUUUGCCUCAGAGGAAGAGUACAAAGCAGUAAGGAUGGGAUGGAAUGGGGAUUCACUAAACUGAUGUGAGGCUGGCCUUAGUGUUUGAUCAGUGCUAAAGGACUUGUGUUUUUUCCUACAGUGCUUCGGUCAGUUUAUCCUCACCCCACACAUCAUGACUGGAGCUAAGAGGAAGAUGGUGGUGAUGCAUCCUCUACCGAGAGUCAAUGAGAUCAGGUAUGGAUGUUCCCCUCGAUUAGAAUGCAUCUCUUUUCAUUAUACUUCAUUUGAUUCAAUAAUGUUAGCAGUCGUGUGGAAAAUUCUAGCUAAUGACUUAAGCGGGAUGACUUGGUUUCAUGUUGACGUUGUCUCUUGUAGUGCGGAGGUGGACACUGAUCCUCGUGCUGCGUACUUCCGGCAGGCUGAGAACGGCAUGUACAUCCGCAUGGCCCUCCUGGCCACAGUGAUGGGCAGAUGAUCAGUAGAUAGUUGGACACACUCCACUGUCGAGACUGCGAGACCAAAAGGGACCAAAUGUAUUAAGGUCUCAGUAAGAGUGAGGGGGCGCUACGGGUGCUCACAAUGAUGAAACUGCUCCAAAAGUCUAUAUACAGUCACAUGUUUAGUGUGUACUCCUCUUCAACCCUGGCAUUUCACCACAUCUCAAAUCAAAUUGUAUUUGUCACA
Molecule: messenger RNA, 19536 nt
Organism: Coregonus sp. 'balchen'
Lineage: Eukaryota; Metazoa; Chordata; Actinopteri; Salmoniformes; Salmonidae
Source: the annotation of a GenBank genome assembly